Messenger RNA from Fonsecaea multimorphosa CBS 102226, 1563 nucleotides. RefSeq lists its product as uncharacterized. NCBI's taxonomy places the organism in Eukaryota, Fungi, Ascomycota, Eurotiomycetes, Chaetothyriales, Herpotrichiellaceae. The transcript has 8 exons. Gene Ontology annotation, molecular function: carbohydrate:proton symporter activity. The record is from RefSeq and is a predicted model, not a curated record. The coding region runs from base 1 to 1563 and encodes 520 amino acids. Gene Ontology annotation, cellular component: membrane. Gene Ontology annotation, biological process: transmembrane transport; carbohydrate transport.
AUGAAGCGCCAGCCGGUCACCGUCUACAAUGUCGCCAUUCUUUUCUUCGUCUCCCUGGGGUCCAUGUCCUUUGGAUGGGCAGCGUCCAUCAUCUCGACAACGUUGGCUCAGCCGUCGUUCCUGGCAUACUUUCAACUUGACACGCGUCCCGACGGAACCGAUCUGAUUUCAACGAUGAAUGGCCUGUUCCAGGCUGGAGCAGUAAUUGGCUCUUUGGCCGUGUCGCCGGUCGCUGAUCGAUGGGGUCGAAAGGCCGCUCUUGCUUCUUCCGCAAUCAUCAUCAUCAUCUCCGGCGCAUGUCUCGCAGGCAGCACAAGCGUUGCCAUGUUUAUCGUCUUCCGCUUCUUCUCGGGCUUAGGGUCGUAUAUGAUUCUUACAGCCACCACAAUAUGGAUGAGCGAAGUCGUUCCCCCAGCAUAUCGUGGCGCACUCAUGGACAUAAGUGCGUUUGGUUUUGAGCUCGGCUACACGUCGUCCACCUGGGUUGGAUUUGGGUUUUACUUCUGGAAAAGCAAGAGCGGAGACGAAUGGAGGCCUCCUCUUGCACUGCAAUGCUUGUGGCCACUCAUACUUCUGCUUGGGCUACCCUGGGUACCCGAAAGCCCGAGGUAUUUGAUCCUGAAAGAUCGCGUUGAGGAGGCACAGAAAGUCCUUGAGCGCCUUCAUCACCGGCCCGGUGAUCCUGACUUGUCGUUUGCACGCACCGAGCUCUACCAGAUUCGAAAACAAAUUGCCAUCGACAGAACGCUACCAAGUUCUUGGAUUGAUAUGUUCCGCAAACCUUCAUACCGGAAACGCACGCUCUUCGCGCUGGGAACUAUUGGCAUUGUCCAAUGUUCAGGGGUCCUGGUGAUCAACAAUUAUGGGCCGUCAUUGUAUUCGGCGUUGGGGUUCUCCACCGCUCAGCAGCUCCUCUACCAGUGUGGGUGGAUCACCAUGUCUCUCGGGUUGGCGACAAUGGCCAUGCCGCUGAUCGACAUGUUUCCACGGCCAAGAUAUUUCAGUUUCGGCAUCGCAUUUUGCAUGGCUUGCCUGAUUGUGGAGGCUGCGAUCAUUUCCAACUUUGGUACGACUUUGACAAACCAUGCCGCUCUUCGAGCCGGGGUUGCCAUGUUUUUCGUGUAUCAGAUAGGGUACUGCGUCUUUCUCGACAGUAUAUCGUUCACCUACGUGACCGAGCUCUUCCCCACCCAUCUACGGGCAAAAGGUGCGAGCAUGGGAAUUGCCAUGCUCGCCUUGAUGAAUAUCAUCUGGCUUCAAGCUGCUCCCACCGCGUUCGAGAAUAUUGGCUGGAAGUUCUAUCUCUGCUUCAUCAUCCCAUGCAGCCUGGGGGGAUUGCUGAUACUCUUCAAAUGGCCUGAUACUAGGGGCCUGCCACUGGAGGAAGUGGCGGCUCUUUUCGGCGACGCCGACGAGGUAGCUGUAUAUCAACGAGAGAUUGAGUUCGACGGUGGCACGCAUACAGUGAUCGACCACCACAACGAGAAGGGCGCAAUCGGAGUUGCAGUAGAACAGGAAGAUGUAGGCCGCCGCGAAGAAACUUCUAGUGGAGCUGCGAUCUAG